GAGUUUCUCCUCUCCGCGAUGAUACUAAAAUGUUUAUAUUUCUGAACUUCAUAUUGAUUUCCUGAAGUGAAACGAGCGGAAGGAAAAUCUGCAACGGCGACGUGCCCCUCCACCAACGACCACGGUGAUGGUUCGACGCACACGUGGCAGAUAACGGCCAUGAAAGGAACUGAAAAAGAGAGAAAUAAAGUGCCCCUCUGAAAAGGGCGGUAAAUGGGCAAAACGUUGAUGAGUGCGGCGGGCACGGUCAACACGCAUUUAGCGGCAUUACCCCACGAUGUUGUCGCACGUCACGCGAAUACCGCCGUUCCGCCCCCUAAAAUGAAGAAAGUACUAACAGUAAAAAGAACAACGAAAGGAAGUGUUUCCUCGUACAUCAAGCUGAAGAAAAGAAGAAGCGGCGAAACAAACAAUAGUGUUGGCCUUUGAUUACGGCUUCUAUAAAAGGAAAAAUCUCUUUUGUUUCGUACAUCGCUGGAGGACGCUCAUUUGCUGCACCGCAUUCUGUCCUUGGGUUUUUCUGUGCUCGCAGAUGACUUCACCCCACACGAUUGUGUCUCGAAGUUUUUUUCCCCUUUUUAAAGGCUCCUUUUCACUUUCUUUUUAUGUCUCUCUUUUAUUUUUAUUUUUAUUAUUUAACCCGUUUUUACUGGUGAGGACUCGUGGGAAGUUCGAGGGGCUUUGGCAGUUGCUGUCGCGUAAGCUUCGCCUCUGCCACUCCUCAUUCUAUUUCUGUUCUUGGUUUCCUCUUCUGCUUUCAAGUUUUUGUUUCCCGUCCUUUUACUCUUUUCACUGAAAGCCAGAUUCUCCCUCAGCAAAAACUCGUAAUAUGUUCGAUUGUGUGACACCUGUCUUCUAUUUUUCUAUUUUAAAUAUAUAAGCAAUGUCUACGGUCGUCUUCGCUGUCCACUGGCUCUUCUUUUUGCCCGGUGCUGAUGUCUGCCUUUCUCCGUUCCGGCCUCGGCCGGCGAACACCGUUGUGCGCCGAUGCGCCGCAAGCACAUCGCACGACGGAACGCGAAACACCUCUCUGGUGCGGCGUUCGAAGAGAGCUCGCGUUAGAGAGCGUCAGCCGAAGCUAUACACGUUCACGCACACUCGCACACAUCCUUGAAGGCCUCCUCUUUCUUUUUGUCUUAUUCGGUUCCCCGACGGGGCCUGCGUCAUUCAACAGGAACGUGAACGGAAACUUCUGCCUGCCUGUGCCCGAGCUGAUUCGCCAGUGGUGGAAGAGAAAGGAGACAAUGAAGAGAACAUUUUUUACGAGAAUGCACCGAGAUGGUCGUAACUUAAAAAAAAAACCGGAAGAGGAACAAAAUCACCUGUCUGUGCAGCGAACCAAAGAAGUGCGUAAGCGCGGCUUUUGUACAGCAGAUGAGGCCCAACGCCGUUGUAAGACGAGGCGUGAGGUUUUGUUUUUCCUUCUUCCUCUUGACCGACUUUUCUCGUUCAUCUCUUCCUCCUUUUCAGUUUUUCUUUAUUUAGUUUUGUUUGUCUGUACUUUCGUCUCCCACUCGUGCACAAACCAUGCGUGGUGCACACCCACGUAAGUGGCGUGUGUGAUUGCUUCUCUCCUUCUCUCUUUUCUUGUUUCCUUUUUGUAAGCACGGCUGAGUGCUUCAUGUGGCAAAGCUCAAAAGAAAGCUGCGCCGAAGAACUGAGAUACAAAAGAAGACUGCAUCAGCGAUGAGGACUGUACGAGCCGCCACGGCUUCUUCUCUCUCUCUCUCUCUGUGUGUGUGUGUGUGUGUGUGUGUGUGUGAUGGGUGGUACUUUCGCAUCAUCGUCGAUGCCACGCCCACAACGGGAAGCAAUCUUUGACUGCGCGGUAGACUUCUACCGUCGGCUCAAUUGUCCUUCCUUUCCUUUGCCUCUGCCAUGGCACAAGUGCUGCAGGGCCGUGAUAACACACAUGCAUCAACACCUUCAUCGUCCCUGCCCACCUCGUCCCUCCAACUCUCACCGCGUUCUCGCGUAAAACAUUGUUUUUCUCUUCCCAGGUCUCUUGCGCUCUUUCAAGUCAAUUUAUUUAAGCCUUCAUUUAAACCGUUUUUUUUCUUUUAAAAUUCUCGUACUUGUACGCAAGUACCUUUUGUUUUUGUUUCUCUUUUGUUUACUUCUGCCUGUCUGUUAAGAAACUGCGGAGAUGCCGAAGGCCAACAAGCACGCUGAAGUGAAGCCGUCGAAGUACAAGACAAGCCUGUGCCAGUUCUUUCUGAAGGGCGAGGCGUGCCCCUACGCAGACCGCUGCGCCUUCGCACACGGCGAAGAGGAGCUGCAGACGGAAUCGAAGAACGUCGAGGUGCUCAAGGCGACCGGUCUGCAGCGGCUGGACGGCGCACCGCCGGUGGAGGUGAAGGAGGCGACGAUCACGACACCCACCACCGUCUCCACCAACUCCUUCACCGGCAGCGUCUCGACGGAGCCGGCGGCGGUGUCGGAGCCGACCUCCCCGACGUCGCCCGUCGUGCGCCAGCGUCGCCGCACCGUGAUGGUCUCGCUGCCGAAGCACAACACGCGCAACGAGACGUAUCAAUCACCCUACAGCGCCCGCCAGUACGAUCCGUGCUACAGCGAUGCCAGCCGUGCGGAGUUUGGCUACCCGACGCAGCAACUCACGCACACGUACCGUGCGGAGGCGGCGCACGUGAGUGGGUUGAGCGGAAGCCCCGUGCACGACACUCCGUACUGCGCCUGCCGCUUCUCUGCGACCUGCAGCCAGGGCCAGCCUUCCAAGUACCGCCACAACCCCUACGGAAUGACGGGCCGCAUCCCGCAGUGCGCGUAG
This is a messenger RNA of Leptomonas pyrrhocoris, 2788 nucleotides long. RefSeq lists its product as hypothetical. Bases 2147 to 2788 code for a protein of 213 amino acids. The record is from RefSeq and is a predicted model, not a curated record. The transcript has a single exon. Lineage: Eukaryota; Euglenozoa; Kinetoplastea; Trypanosomatida; Trypanosomatidae. Gene Ontology annotation, molecular function: metal ion binding.